This is a messenger RNA of Epinephelus lanceolatus (giant grouper), 1788 nucleotides long. Lineage: Eukaryota; Metazoa; Chordata; Actinopteri; Perciformes; Serranidae. The record is from RefSeq and is a predicted model, not a curated record.
AGCAUAUAUGCAUAAAUCUCCAAAACAUGUUUUUGCUUUAUAUUUACCGAUAGGAUUCUGAAGUUGACUUCACUGAAAUUAAAAGUAAACUUUGCAAACUUGCCUUUUUAUUUACAGAGCUAAAACCAGUUUGUUCCAUUGAUUUCCAUAUGAUGAAGUGAUUUGCAUGGUGAAUAGAUUUCAGCCACAAAAAGCUCCUUUGCUCCAUCAGAAAACUUUGUGAAGAGUAUCCUGGAUUGGAGUGAAGCAUUUGUGUUGUGUUUACUGACACCGUGGUGUAAACUUUCCACUGUGCUAUUUCAUCCACUGUCUCACGUGUCUGCUGUGAUAGCCGCAUGUUCUCUAUCUGUGUCCUUUCAGCCCACUUGGGUAAUUUCAAACAUAUUGAUUCCCAGACCCCUGACACAGCUGGUUGCCAUGUCUGAAGAGCAUGUGCUCGGCGUUUAACAGCCCAAGGUUAUUUAAAGGGAUGUGCUAACUUUGCCCUUUUCACUGCCCAGAUAAAUUCUGUCUGCUUCGGUGGGUGUUUGUGCGUGGUGUGGAUGCUCAAUGUUGGCCAAUCGAUGGCCAACAUGCAGCCAUGUUGUCUCAGCUUCUGUGUCUCGUUGUACGUUUGAACAGAUUGUACUGAUGUGCUUUGUCUCCUGUGACUUUUCGCCUCACCCCCGACUCCCCAGGGGCAGACAUGUCACAGUUCUCCACCAUGACAACCAGGGAGAGGAAAAUGCAGGCUGCAGCAAUCUGCAGGGAGGUUCUAGGCCAAGAAGAUGCAGAAAUGGAUCUGGGGAAGAAAGUGAAUGCUCCUAAGGACAUCAUGCUGGAGGAGCUGUCUCUUGCCUCAAACCGGGGUUCCCGUCUCUUCAAAAUGCGCCAGAGACGCUCAGAAAAAUACACCUUUGAGAGCAUUCAGAAUAAAAACAAUGAGCAGCUCAAUAACACAAAUGUUUCUCAAACUGAGAAUGGGGACGCCACGGACGGCCACAGCGGAGAGAACAACGUGGAUGUCGACCAAACGCCUACUGUGGUGUCUGACGCACCAGACACAAGCACAGUGCCAAAUCCAGACAGCAUUGCCCCAGGGUACGGAGCUCCUUUGAAAGACGUCCCUCCAGAGAAGUUCAACCUCACAGCUGUGCCAAAGUCCUACCACUCGCCUUGGCAGCAGGCCAUCAUCAAUGACCCGACCCUGGCUGACACUCUCAUCACCCAUAUGCCCGAACCGGAGCCCCGACCAGACCUGCCAGGGUACAAAAGUUUCAACAGGGUGGCGACCCCGUUCGGUGGUUUCAGCAAGGCGCCCAGACCUGCUCCCAUGAAGCCCCUCCUGGUGGAACCCCUCCCCGACUACCCUGACCUCCAUGGGGAGGCUGCGGUGGAUCGACCCUCCUUCAACAGAUCUGCUCUGGGGUGGGUGUCAGCAGGCGGUCCAGUCCCACUCCCUGCUGUUUCCCUUGAGCCUGUGCUCCCUGAGUCAGAGGACCUUUGAACCCGUAAUGAGGUCACACAGAGAUGCUGUCGACUUAGUUGCGGCACCAGAGGUUAAUGGUGGUCUAGGGGAACGUUUCGGUCAGAACAGAGUCAGGGUUAGAGAAAGUGUAAGGUUAUCAUGUAUGCAGCAUCCCGUGGUUUUCCAGGGAUGUUAACUAUUGCACUGCUUCAUCUUGCUGUACAGUAGGCAGAGACACUACUGGAAUAAAUGGAAUUCAUUGUAUAAUAAUGUGCAUAAGAAUAUUUUAUCUUGCAGACACAGGUUUUUGCUCAAUAAAAUGAUGUAGAAUGCAAGUCCAA